AUGAGGAGGAAAGAGCUCAGCUUGUGAGAAUCACUGGGCUAGUUCACUUGACUCUUUUUGCAUAGUGAGAUGCUGUUUAACUCAGUCUGUGAGGUGUUCUACACAUGAUGUAGAAUGGAGGUGAGGGGAACUCUUCUGGACUGUAUCACUUCAGACUGCAACUGGGAUCAUCUCCAAUCUUGGAGUUCAGCUGGAAGAGGGAGAGGUUAGAGAUGAAAAGUUCUGGAUGAAAAGCACUGUCUCUAGCUUGCCACUACUCCAUUUGAAAGACCUCUCACUUCCUGUUUUACAGGAGGCACGAUAGAAGAGAUGAAUAGGCAGGGGGAGCCUGCUAGCGUCUGACUCUGAGAGGAAAAAAUGGACGCCGGAGGAAAAAGCCAGGGCAAGGAAGGCAGAAUGGCAAAGAGCUGUGGAGAGACGCCUGUUGCAGGUUUUGCUGCUGAGAGCAGCAGUCAGUUAGUGCGGCCACUUGAGUCACAGCUUGUUGAUCCUGAGGAGGCAAAACUAGAAAGUGAGGUUCAGAAAGGAGGCCCUGUGCACGAGGAGGAGGAGGGCAUGAAGCAGUGCCAGUUGCCCACAGCCACAUCUGCAGAACAGCAAGUACCAUGGUUUGGCUUUGAGAAAGCUUGUACAUUUGUGAGCCAGAGUGGGAAAAAUGUUGUUGUACGAUGCAAUUACUGCCUUCCAAGGAUCAAAAAUCUGAGAUCAGCUGUUUCCCCCUCAUCCAAUGUGAAGAAACAUUUUGAGAGGGCACACCCUGAGAAGCUGAGAGCAAUUGAAGAAGCAAUAAAGGCAAGGAGACGUGGCCUUCCUGAACCAAUGCAUGACACCCCUCCUCCCAAAAUGCUGAAGCAGCAGCAGACAACCCUUGAGAGGUGGGGAUCUGGCAGGGAUCUGCUUCUUCUGGCAGCCUGCGUACACCCUCGCUUCAAACUAGAUCGGCUGGAAUCGUGUCAGGCCACUACCCAUACCAACAAAUACACAAUGGAAGCCUUGUUGAAAGCUGAAAUAAAGAUGGGUGUACUUAAUGAGGACAGUGAUCAGUCUUCAGAUAAAGACCAGGAAGGAGAUGACUUAGGAGAUGACUUCUUUAACUUUCUGCCCCAGGGCAAGAAGUCAGCAGUGGACACUGCUGAGGAGGAACUGGUGAGGUACCUGAGGUCUCCCAGCAGGGAAGUGUCAUCACUCCAUGGCUUUCCACGUGUGCUGCGGUGUUUUUUGCAGCACAACACAGGCAUGCCUUCAAGCGCCGCAGUAGAACGCCUGUUCAGUACUGGUGGCAGCAUAAUGACUGUAAAAAGACAUUCCUUGUCUGACAUGCUCUUUGAGCAUCUUGUUCUUUUGAGACAUAACAGAAACAUAUUAUAAAAGCAUUUCAAGUGUAAAAUUUGAUUUCAAGAGUUGGGGUAUCUUCAUUGCUUGGGGGGAUGUGAGAUUCUGUUAUGCCAUUAUGUUAAUCUUAUGGAUAAUUUUUUUAUUCUACUACCCCCUGUGUGUGUGUGUUUAUUUUUAAUAUUGUUUUAGGCUUCUUAGAUGUGCAGCAGCCAAGGCCAGCACCUUGUAGGAGUUUUUUUAAAAGUAACUGAAACGUAAUUGUAGUGAUUACUUUUGAGAAAAAGUAAAGUAAUUAGUUACUUUCAGAGCAAUUGUAAUUGUAACGGUAAUUACUACUUUUUUGGGCCAAGUAAUUGUAACUGUAAUUUAUUACUUUUUAAAAGUAAUCUUCCAAGCUCUGGGACAAGUGUGAGGAAGGGCCAGUGAUCAUGGCCCUGCUCUCUUCCUCACAAGAUGGUUAAUUGUGUGAAGGGAAUGACUGAACAGAGCUCAGAAAUCCAUCAAAAGCUAAAGUUUUUCAGGACAUGAUCAGACAUCCUCCCCCCAUAUUUUUGCAUGAAAACCUGAGUGGCAUACAUGUUGUAAAUAAAACUCAGGUAAAUCUCAGGUUUCCUCUGAUAUAAAGAUCUUAUAGAAUAGACUAUGCAUUUGAGUACAGAGAGUACCUACAGGAUACAUACAUUCAUAUCAUUGUACCAGGUCUGUACACUCUAUGAUUGCAAUUUAAAUUGGCUAAGAUAGAUGGGUGGAAGGGAGAGUUGAAUCCUCCUAUGGCCCAUGCUUUCCCUGCUAAACCCACAGCUUCCCAGCUAUUUUUCUACCAGGGAAGGGUUUUUCCUGGGAGAAUAGUAGCUGAAGAAAAGCAGGGGGUUGUAUAAUGAUCUUGGAUCUUGUAGGUUCAAAUCCCACAGCUAACACCAUAUAAUAUUUUGGGCUGAUAAAUAGAAACCACAGAAUGACAAGUGGCAUAAAACACAACUUUGAUUGUGGAGUGACAUUAUUUUGAACAGUUGUCUCAAACCUUCCUUUGUUCUAAUAGACCCAUGAGCUCUUUGUGCCUGUCCACAAAUUAUAGGAUCCAAUUAUAAAAUCACCUCUAUGCUUCUGGAAAAUAUUGGUGACAGAUUUGCUAGGAAGCUCUCCUAACCAAAAACUCAAGAGUUCUUUGUAAAUCUGAACCAAUGAGCUGGCAUUUCAGAUCUGUCUGUGGUAAAUGAAUGGUACAACCUCGCCAUUUAUGGGUUCUUUUUUAGGUUUUUAUGUCAAAGGUGCCCAGGGUUUAAUAUUGUCAGAUGCAAUUUUGUCUCAGCAGAGCUAUACUUGUAAUUAAUCCAGGAGCAAACCUGUCAGUUUGGCUCUGCAUGAAGGAAAACUGCUUAGCUAUAUAAGCCUUAAAAUGGAGCUCCAUUUGGCAGAUUGCCCAGCAACAAAUGGUAUGGGGAAUGAUGGGGGGGUGGAGGGGACAGAAAGUGCAUGCAGUAUACCUAAAUCAAAUAUAUUUUGCCGAGUUGAGGCAUCUGAAUGGAAGGAAACAUAAGAAUCCACCCCCCUCAUUUUACAAUUAAGGGGGCGGAGUGGUUUGUUUUUAAAGGAUGUAUGUAAUAGUUCAGUUUGUGUAUCUCUUGGUUGUUGCACAUAUGUAAAUUGCACAACACUGGUAAUUAUCUAUGCUGGCUGCAAAACUAUUAUUAUUAUUAGUUAUUAUUAUUAAAUUUAUAUCCUGCCCUUCCUCCCAGCAGGAGCCCAGGGCAGCAAAUAAAAACACUAAAAACAUUCGAAAACAUCUUAAAAACAGACUUUAAAACAUAUUAAAACAAAACAUCUUUACAAACAUAUUAAAACAUCUUUUUUUAAAAAAAACCUUUAAAAAUAUCUUAAAAAUAAAUUCCAGCCCAGAUACAGACUGUAUACUUGUAUAUGGUACCUCUCUCUACGUUGACUCAUUAGGUUAUCUUUUCUAGAGGCUUGGUCAAAUCUAUGCUGUUUAGAAUCUCUUUAGCUGCUAUAUGUUUUGGAAAGUAGUUUGUCUCUUUGUCCGUUUUCUGUGCAUUUGGACAACUCUUAUUGUAACCAAAUGUUGCGUGGUGGUUCCUGAGAUCAAGGAGCAGGGUUUUUUUCUAUCUUUGGAUACAAACAGAGCUUGGAAAAGUUACUUUUUUGAACUACAACUCCCAUC
Rhineura floridana is the source of this 3511-nucleotide messenger RNA. RefSeq lists its product as uncharacterized. Bases 358 to 1368 code for a protein of 336 amino acids. The record is from RefSeq and is a predicted model, not a curated record. The transcript is spliced from 6 exons. Lineage: Eukaryota; Metazoa; Chordata; Lepidosauria; Squamata; Rhineuridae.